GACCACUAGUACGAUUAGGUCAUUGCUAACGACGAUUGGAUAAUACCUUCGAUUUAAACGAUAAGUAUGAGUUCGCAUAAAAGAGGAAAAUCAUAACACAAUACACCACUAGAUGGAUUGCUUCUCUUUUACACUUCAGUUCUUGUAAAAUUAUUUAGUUCAAUUUGUAUAUACAUACGUUUCACAAUAUGGCAAAUAAUGGCAACUUCCUUCUACUCUAUUCCCUGUUUUCACAGAAGUGCGUUCGAUACAGAGGUUCUUUUCAUAUUAUAAAUACUGCAAAAGCACAAACAAGAAACAUGCCCUGCCCAUUCUUAACUCGCUUAUCCGCCAAUUAUGUACGUAAUUAUGGGACAUCUGUAAUAAUGAAUUAUCGUCAACAUUGCCCAGUAAUGUCACGCUUAUCUAGUACAUUGGUAGAAAACACGGCUGAAGCACAAAUACCACCUGAACCUGUAAAAAAUCAUUGUCCAUUUCUUUCCAAAGAACCAGAUGCAAUAAAAGAGGCAAGCCUGACAAUGGAGGAAGAUGUUAUUGAUUUUACUACUAAAGAGGAAACUAAUGAGGAAAUUCACUUUCCUUAUCAAAAAUUUUUCCACGAGCAAAUUAUGAAAAAAAAGAAAGAUCAUUCGUACAGGGUCUUUAAAAAAGUUAAUCGCUUGGCUGAGCAAUUCCCAGCAGCAAUGGAAUAUUCCUGGGGAGAGAAACCUAUCACUGUAUGGUGUUCUAAUGAUUAUUUAGGCAUGUCUCGUCAUCCUAAUGUAAUUAAUUCUGUACGAGAAGCUUUGGAUAAAUUUGGUGCAGGCGCAGGUGGAACUCGCAAUAUAUCUGGAAAUUCUAUGGGUCAUGAAAUGCUGGAAAAAAGACUUGCUGCUCUGCAUCAAAAGGAAGCUGGAUUAUUAUUUACUUCAUGUUUCGUAGCCAAUGAUUCGACAUUGUAUACAUUGGCUAAGCUUUUACCAAAUUGUCAUAUAUUUUCUGAUGCUGGUAAUCAUGCUUCUAUGAUACAUGGUAUACGGAACAGUGGUGUACCUAAACACAUUUUUAGGCACAAUGAUGUCAAACAUUUAGAAGAACUUCUAUCUAAAGUAGAUAGAAAUAUACCAAAAAUUGUAGCAUUUGAAACAGUACAUUCAAUGACAGGUGACAUUUGUCCUUUAGAACAAUUAUGUGACGUUGCACAUAAAUACGGUGCUUUAACAUUCGUGGACGAAGUUCAUGCGGUGGGCUUAUAUGGAUAUUUUGGUGCUGGCAUUGGGGAAAGAGAUUGGGUUCUUGAUAAAAUGGAUAUUAUAUCUGGUACUCUUGGAAAAGCUUUUGGUAAUGUAGGUGGCUAUAUCGUUGGUUCUUCCAAACUUAUUGACAUGAUUAGAAGCUAUGCAGCAGGAUUUAUUUUCACAACCUCAUUGCCACCAACUGUUCUAUAUGGAGCUUUAACAUCUGUUGAAAUUUUGGCAUCGGAUGAAGGAAGAUCUUUGAGAGCUAGUCAUCAAAGAAAUGUGGCCUAUAUGAAAUCUAUUCUUACUGCUGCUGGACUUCCUUUAGAAUCUUCUCCUUCUCAUAUUAUUCCAUUAAAAAUAGGCGAUCCAUUAUUAUGUAGUCAAAUAGCUGAUAUGCUAAUACGAGAGAAAGGACAUUAUGUUCAAGCUAUAAAUUAUCCUACAGUUCCAAAAGGUGAAGAAAAAUUAAGAUUAGCACCAACACCAAAGCAUAAAAAAGCAAUGAUAGAUCAGUUUGUACGAGAUACGCUAGAUGUAUUUCAUCGUUUAAAAAUUCCUAAAAUUGAAUCUAAAUCGAAUAAAAUGGCACGUGCAAUAUCAGUUCAUUGACAAAUGUAUAUAUUAAUGUAAUAUAAAGAUUUCUUAUCGUACAAACAAAA
Vespa mandarinia (Asian giant hornet) is the source of this 1879-nucleotide messenger RNA. It is a transcript of the gene Alas, whose product is annotated as 5-aminolevulinate synthase. Gene Ontology annotation, molecular function: 5-aminolevulinate synthase activity; pyridoxal phosphate binding. Gene Ontology annotation, biological process: heme biosynthetic process; erythrocyte development; hemoglobin biosynthetic process. The record is from RefSeq and is a predicted model, not a curated record. Gene Ontology annotation, cellular component: mitochondrial matrix; mitochondrion. Lineage: Eukaryota; Metazoa; Arthropoda; Insecta; Hymenoptera; Vespidae.